Osmia bicornis bicornis is the source of this 1477-nucleotide messenger RNA. RefSeq names its product evolutionarily conserved signaling intermediate in Toll pathway, mitochondrial (gene ECSIT). NCBI's taxonomy places the organism in Eukaryota, Metazoa, Arthropoda, Insecta, Hymenoptera, Megachilidae. The transcript has 2 exons. The record is from RefSeq and is a predicted model, not a curated record. Gene Ontology annotation, cellular component: mitochondrion. The coding region runs from base 246 to 1415 and encodes 389 amino acids.
AAUAUAUGUAUUUAUAUAUUAGUCAAACAAGAUAUAUUUUAAUAUUUGAAAUUAAGAAUUGUUAUUAAUGUUUUCAGAAUAUGUAACAUACGCAGAAUGUUAAUUGCACAUGUACAUUUAUGUAUUAAGGUAUUUAUUAAUAAUCAAGAAAACAGGUUAUAAAGAAGGUUAAAGAUACAUACAUAAUGUACAUUUGUAAAUGGUAUUAAAUUUAUGUAACAACAAAAUUCGAAUAAUUUAUUAACAUGAGUUUACUUAUUAGAAGAGCUUUUACUUCAUUAAGUAAAUCUUUAAUAACUAAGGAACAUUUUAGUCCACAAGUGAUGAUUGUUCAUGCUUUUCACAACAAUCAAAUUUUAUACAAUAGAAGAAAAAAAGCAUCCAGUGAUAUUUCACUCAAUUAUUUUGAUGCAUCAAAAAGCAAAGAGAAAGAAGUAUUCUUAGAAAUAAUACGUAUAUAUCUUAAAGAGAAUACUUUGCUAAGAGGACAUACACAAUUUAUAUUAAGGGCAUUAAAAUACAUGAAUGAAUUUGGUGUGAAUAAAGAUUUGGAAACGUAUAAAGCAUUACUAGAUGUAUUUCCAAAAGGGAAAUUCAUACCAGUGAAUAUUUAUCAAGCCUUGUCUUAUCAUUAUCCAAAGCAACAAGAUACAGCUAUAGAAUUGCUUGCACAAAUGGAAGAUAAUUUUGUGAUGCCUGAUUAUGAAAUGCAGCAAAUGAUAUUAAAUAUUUUUGGCGAAAGAAGUUAUGUUAUUAAAAAAUUUUGGCGUAUGACUUAUUGGAUGCCAAAAUUUGCUCAUUUAAAUCCAUGGCCAGUCCCUGAACCUCCGCCAACAGACCCCAGAGAAUUAGCACAAUUAGCAAUAGAAAAGAUAUCUAGCAUAGAUGUACAAAGCAAUGUUACCGAAUAUAGAACAAAAGAUGUACCAGAUGCUAUUGAUGAUACAUGGAUUGUAUCUGUUAUGAGCAGAUCACAACAAGAACUACUCGCUGUACAACCAACUGACAAAUCCUUAUCUGUAGAAGGUCCUUUUAUUAUUUGGAUUGGAACUACCUGCAUGGAUUAUUUUGUACUAAAAGGGGAACCGAUAAAAAGAGAAAUUAUUUAUGAGAGUUAUGAUGAUAUUUCUAAUUUAGAAAUUCCCUUUUGGGAAAGGCAUCACUUUAAAAUACCUUAUACCAUUCAUGAACAGCCUGAUGGUGUGUAUUAUGCGAUAUGUGCUACUGGUACCUCUUCCAAAGAUUCUCUAUUAUCUUGGAUAAGGUGCUUAGAAAAAACAAAUCCCAUUCUAGAACAUAUACCAAUAGUGUUCAAAUUGAAAUCACUCACGCAAGAAAAAGCACUUAUUGAACAAGGUGAAAAUAAACCUGUUAUGGAACAAUUACCUUCUGAUACAGGUGCAUUGAAAGAAUAGUUUAAUGGUUUAUGAGCAUAAGUAACAUAAAAAUGUAUAAAUAAAGUAUUUAUAAUGCUUAA